AAGAUGACUUUCUACGAUGACAUUUACCCAUUCUACCCUCUACAAAGGACCUCUUUCAUCUUCAACGGCAGCUUGCUCACCAUUAUUCUGGUCUUCCUUGUGCUAGCAGCCGGACUUCUUCUCAUUCUGCCAGGGAUACGCGGGAAGUCGAGGCUGUUCUGGCUGUUCAGAAUUAUUAUCAGCUUGUUCAUAGGCGUGGUGAUAGUGGCGCUCAACUUUACCAGCGACUGGGCUGAGGCCAGAAUGACCACUAAUGCCACCUACAAGUCUUUCAGCAACGCAGUGGUUAACGCUGACAUCGGCUUGCAUGUGGGGCUGUACGGCAUUAAUGUGACACUGAAGGGGAAUCCUGUUGUGCAAUUCAAUGAGACUAUUGACUACAAUGAGAUGUUCAGCUGGCACGACACUAUUGAAGACGAGUAUGAGGAAGCUCUGGAGAAAGGUCUACCCAACCCCAUCCUGUACAUCGCUGAGAAAUUCACCCUGCACAGCCCGUGUGGACUCAUCUUUCAGUACAGAUACUCUGGACGAUACGCCUCUGCAACCCUCUGGACUGCGUUUUGCUGCUGGAUGGUCGCCAAUAUCCUCUUCUCCAUGCCGGUCAUUCUGUACGCUGGCUACAUGAUGAUGGCCACUGCUGCCUUCAUCUUCUUCUCCAUGGCCUCCUUCUCCACCAUCAUGAACGUGCCACAGUGUGUUUUCUCCAUCGGGACCGACUCCUUUGAAACAGGCUACAGCCAUUCAUUCUGGCUGGCUCUGGCUACAGGUGUGCUGUGCACCAUCAUCGGGAUUCUGGUGGUGAUGUUGAACUACUUUAUACCAGAGAAGAUGAAAGAGGCUUUCAGUGUCGGCGUUGACAGUUAUGAAGACGAGGAUGUUUCUUACGGGAAGGGAUACCUGAACUCAGUUUUUCUUGAUGGAGUGACAGUUUCACCACUGACAUCAAAAGUCACGACGGAGCAUGUAUGAAGCCGUCCUGGUUUCCCUCAGGGAGCUUUUCCAGCCAAUACUUGAAGAUAUUUUUGGUGAAUGUGUUACAGAUGGAGUGUCUAAUAUCACACCUGUUUUAAUUAUCUAUGUGAGCCUGUUAAGUAG
Epinephelus moara (kelp grouper) is the source of this 1095-nucleotide messenger RNA. It is a transcript of the gene duoxa, whose product is annotated as dual oxidase 2. Lineage: Eukaryota; Metazoa; Chordata; Actinopteri; Perciformes; Serranidae. Gene Ontology annotation, cellular component: endoplasmic reticulum membrane. Bases 4 to 969 code for a protein of 321 amino acids. Gene Ontology annotation, biological process: protein transport. The record is from RefSeq and is a predicted model, not a curated record. The transcript is spliced from 7 exons.